AUGUCGACUUUGAUCGCUUAUCAUGCAGAAUGGGCUUUGUUGACCCCGGAAGCAGGAACUCGAGCGCCAUCGCUUGGAACAAAUUCUGGCCUACACUUGCGGGCUGAUACAAGACUUCCGUCGGUCUUCCCGCCGCCCAUGCUGAUGCAUACCCGACCAUCACCAUAUCGUAUCCUGCUCCGCCACGUGGAUUCGGCGGACCUGUGGAGGAAAAACCCGGAGAUUCUGCAAGCAUGGGAGGAACUAAAGGUGAAACAUGGAUUGACGUGCAGUCCAUUCGAUGAGAAAGCACUGUGUACUUUCGGAUUGAUCGACGGAGAGGUUCUGGGUGGUUGGAGCAGGGUCAUUAGCACGGACCAGAAUCGCAAACUGGGUUGGCACGGGUUUGUGGAUACCAAAAGUGGCGCGGUCAAGCAGGUCAUCAUGGAGAUGGCAGAUCUUCGUAUGGCGUUGCCUCUUGCAUAG
Molecule: messenger RNA, 465 nt
Organism: Rhinocladiella mackenziei CBS 650.93
Lineage: Eukaryota; Fungi; Ascomycota; Eurotiomycetes; Chaetothyriales; Herpotrichiellaceae
Exons: 2
Coding region: 1-465 (154 amino acids)
Source: RefSeq, a predicted model, not a curated record